CGUGAUCCUGCGCGAAACGCGGUGGCCGCCCCCGGGAGGCUGCGGGGAGGGAAGGCGCCUGCUCCUGAGUCAGCAGCGGGGAGGAGGCGGGCGGCACCUCGCCGCCCGGGCCGGCCCCGCCGAGCUCCACCGGCACCUCGCCGGCUUCCAGCCCCUCCCUGGCACCGAGCACCGGGGGAGGAAGCGGGCCGCGGCGCCCCGCCGGCUCCUGCCCUCCGCCAGUGCUUCAUGGCCGCAGCAGGGUACUAAACGAUAAUAGAGGAAACCGACAUUAAGACAUACGGCUUAAAUCCACACGGCUGGUUAGAAAAGCAGUUGUCACUGCCUUCCUGGUGCAGCAUGGCGUUUGGACUUGGUGUUCUCUGCCUGUUACUGUGGGCAAUAACAGGUUCCAGUUGUGAGCAGUGCAGAGAAGGAGCCACUUACUCAGGUGCAGUAAUAUCUCCCAACUUAGAAAACACAAAAAUUAUGCGAGUUCCUCGUGCUAUGUCAGUGUCCGACUGCAUCGCAGCAUGUUGUGACCUCUCUGGUUGUGACUUGUCCUGGAUGUUUGAACGACGCUGUUACAUCGUGAACUGCCAACACAAAGAGAAUUGUGAACCUAAAAAAAUUGAAACUGUGAAGUCCUAUCUUACUUUUGUGCUGAGGCCUUCUCAGAGGCAAGCCUCACUGCUAGGAUUUGGGCAAGCGAUCCCAGGCAUGGUCCACUCUGUGGGACUCCAGAAUGAGCUGUCUGAGGAAGUGAGUAGCCUGAAGGAGCUGUCUCUGCUUGGCAAAGAUCCCGGCCUUGAGGAGAUACCUGAAUACAUUGAUGAUUAUAAAGAGUUGGAACAGGACCCCUUUCAGGUGAGCAUCAAACAUGAGCAGAAGGAGAGCACGGAUUAUGCUGACUGGAGCCUCAUGGUGGCAGGUGAAAAUGGCUUCAACUCUUCCAUGGGUGGUGAUGGAGAUAAUCAGGAAGACUUUUCUGAAAACAAAGGGGAGACUGGGAAGGUGGAAAGCCUUCUGAAUAAAAACAGCUCUGAAUUGAACUCUGCCACUGAAUACUCCAUAGAGAGGUGGUCAUCUCUCCCAGAGAUUACACCGUUCCCCAGGAAGGCAUUUGAAGGUGAAGCAGCUGUUCAACUUCUUGCACAACCUGAUGAUGCUUUGCAAGAAGAGACUGCUACGCCUUCCCCUUCUUCAGACAAACCGGAUUUUCCCCCACAUGUGUCAGAGAAAACACAGACUCCCACAGCGGCCCCAGAGAAUGUCACUGAAGAUGGGAUCAUGCUGCUUCCCACUAAUACUGUGCCAUCUGAGCCCAUGCAGCAGUUCACACUGCCUGCUACUGCUGCUAAAGCAGAUACAAUAAAAGAACUUACUGUGUCUGCUGGAGAUAACAUACACGUGAUGCUACCCAAAAAUGAGGUUGAACUGAAUGCCUUUGUUGUACCGCCACCACCUACAGAAACAGCCUACACCUAUGAGUGGAGCUUAAUCAGUCACCCUGCUGACUAUGGUGGUGAAAUGGAGCGCAGGCACAGCCAGACCUUGAAGCUCUCUCAUUUAUCAGUGGGACUUUAUGCCUUCAAAGUGACAGUUGCUGGUGAAAAUGCCUUUGGUGAAGGUUUUGUAAACGUCACAGUCAAACCAGCAGUCAGAGUUAACCAGCCACCUGUUGCCGUUGCUUCACCCGAAGUACAAGAAGUUUCUUUGCCUACAACUUCUACCUUCAUUGAUGGCAGUCAAAGUAUAGAUGAUAUGAAGAUAGUGAGUUACCACUGGGAGGAAAUUAAAGGUCCUUUACGAGAGCAGAAGGCAUCUGCUGACACACCUGUCUUGCACUUGUCUAACCUUGUUCCUGGAAACUACACCUUCAGACUCACAGUGAUUGAUUCAGAUGGAGCAGCCAACUCCACCAUUGCAUCUCUGACUGUUAACAAACCGGUGGAUUACCCACCUAUUGCCAAUGCUGGACCUAAUCAGGCAGUCACCUUGCCCCAGAACUUCAUUACGCUGAAUGGAAACCAGAGCAGUGAUGACCAUGAAAUUGUCAGCUAUGAGUGGUCACUCAGUCCCAAAAGCAAAGGCAAGGUUGUAGCAAUGCAGGGAGUGCGGACACCGUACCUCCAAUUAUCUGCAAUGCAGGAAGGAGAUUAUACAUUUCAGCUGACUGUCACAGACUCUGCGAGGCAGCGGUCCACAGCUGAGGUCACACUGAUUGUACAGCCUGAAAAUAACAGUCCUCCAGUAGCAGUGGCUGGCCCUGACAAGGAAUUGAUCUUCCCAGUAGAAAGUGCUACACUGGAUGGAAGCAAAAGCCAAGAUGACCAAGGCAUCGUCUUCUAUCAUUGGGAAAAUGUCAGUGGACCAAGCUCUGUACAGAUGGAAAAUGGUGACAAAGCAAUAGCAACCGUGACUGGUCUUCAGGUUGGUACCUAUCGCUUCAGGUUGACCGUGAAAGACCAACAGGGCUUAAGCAGCGCAUCUGUGCUGUCUAUUACUGUGAAGGAAGAAAACAACAGUCCACCCCGGGCGCAUGCUGGUGGGAAGCAUGUUCUAGUGCUUCCAAAUAACUCUGUUACCUUGGAUGGCUCAAGGUCUGCUGAUGACCAGGGGAUUGUCUCGUAUUUGUGGAUUCGGGAUGGUCGAAGCCCAGCAGCUGGGGAUGUGAUCCACGGCUCAGACCACGAGGCAGUACUGCAGCUAACCAAUCUGGUGGAAGGAACCUAUACUUUCCACUUGAAAGUGACGGAUGCCAAAGGAGACUCAGAUGUUGAUUCAGCAACUGUUGAAGUGCGGCCUGAUCCCAAAAGGAGUGGUCUGGUGGAGCUGAUUCUGCAAGUUGGAGUGGGACAGCUGAGUGAGCAGCAGAAGGACACCCUGGUGAGACAGCUGGCUGUAUUGCUGAAUGUUUUGGAUUCAGAUAUCAAAGUUCAGAAGAUACAAGCCUACUCAGAUAUAAGCACCGCGGUUGUGUUCUACGUGCAGAACGGGCAUCCUUCCAAGGUGAUCGAGGCAUCGGAUGUCUCACGAACUCUGCACAUGCAGCUUUUGAAAGAAAAGGCUGACUUUCUGCUUUUUAAAGUCCUGAGGGUUGACACUGCUGCCUGUCUUUUAAAGUGCUCUGGGCACGGACACUGUGACCCCAUAACAAAGCGCUGCAUUUGCUACCAGCUAUGGAUGGAAAAUGUGAUCCAUCGUUACCUAAAUGAUGGAGAGAGUAAUUGUGAGUGGAGUAUACUCUAUGUGACUGUAUCUGUUUUCAUUUUGAUUGUGGUCAUGAUAGGGCUUGCCUGGUUCUGCAUCUGCUGCUGCAAAAGCAGGAAGAGGACUAAGAUAAGAAAGAAAACAAAAUACACCAUCCUAGAUAAUAUAGAUGAGCAGGAGAGAAUGGAGCUGCGACCCAAAUACGGUAUAAAACACAGAAGUACAGAGCACAACUCCAGUCUGAUGGUCUCUGAAUCAGAGUUUGACAGUGAUCAGGACACUAUCUUCAGCAGAGCAAAGAUUGAAAGAGAGAAUCCUAAAACUCUCAUGAAUGGAUCCAUCAGAAAUGGAGUUUCCUUCAACUACAGCUCCAAAGACAGAUAACUGAAUGAGGGUAAAAGCACAGAACACACUCGUCCAACACAUCUGAAACAUGUUGGCCCACCUCUGUUUUUCCAGAACCAAAAGCUUCCUAAAAUACCAACUAAUUGCAGAUGAAAGGGUAGAUUUCUAGCACAGUUAGGGGAAGGAAGAAGGAAAGAUUAGAUGGUCAGCUAACUCCUCUUAUCACUGUUAUAGGAACAAGGAAAAGCACAUCUUGUUUCUUGCAUGUUCCAUGCUGAGUGUUUGUCUGAACUUCAGAAGGCCUCUUUUCCUGUAUUGCUGCUACAAAACUAGCCAGGGCAGUUACACUACUAAGAGUAGUAACUAAGAUGCAUACAGAUUCGUGUCCUGUGCUCCUCCCUCUCUCUGUCAGAGAAGCAAUGUGAUUAUGAUGCUGGCCUAAAGCAGCAAAAGCCAAUAUAAGUAAAUUCCCCUACAACUAUGGAGAGCAAUAUGUGACCACAGGUUCCGUCUUCAUUUUCAGUUUAGGUUGGGAACACAGAGAGCACUUCUGUGCAUUGUAUUUAUCUCUGACUGUGCUUUGUGACCUCCUUUUCUAGGGUAGUGCUCAUCAGAUGGGAAUGUCUCUGUUUCAAAGAAAGUUUACAAUUAGCAGUUGCAUUUAAUCAUCUGUACUGUGAUACAUCUGUGUCCUGUAGGAUGCAGCGUUCCCUGUAUUUACGUAGAAAGGAUGGUGCUUGCAGGGAAGUCCAGCCUUAGGUUGCUUCUGUGAUGGUGAAGGUGUUUUGGUUCUCUGGAGUCUGCCACAUCCAGCCAGGAAAUGGCAGCAGAAAGGCAGGAAGGACUCAGUGAGAUGUGCCUCCAGAAGAAUUUUGAGCACCCUUCAAACAACCUUUUGCUGAGGGAGCACUUCUGAAGAGCUCUGGAACUUUUGAGACUGAACCCUCAGCUGAGAUGGGUUUUCAUUGUCAGCUUCACUGCUCAAUUACAGAAUGUGCCAGGUGUUUGUGUGGUGAACUGAUUGUGGCAAAAUAUGCUAUGUGGAGCCGGAGGUUCAACACCUACCUCCAUUGUCAUGAGAACUGGUGCUGAGGAAGGUUUUAGCUUGAACGUUAGAUUGUUUUACUCUUUCUUCUUGCUAUUCAGUGACUAGAGAGAUCCCUUGCAGUGUUCAGGAAGGGUAGAUGUGUUGGAGUUCUGAUGUUCUUGUUCGCAAUCUGGAUAAUUUCUUCACAGCAUGCUUGUUAGGCUUUAAAGCCAUGCCACCAAUACUUUUCUUGAAAUCCCAAACUGAAAUCCUGACUUUUAUAUGUAAAACUCAUUUGUGGGGGCAUCUGUGUCAGUAGUACUAUCUGGCCACGAUGUCGGUCUUUCCUGGGGUUGCUUUACUGACUUGCAGGAGUCGUGAACUGAGCUGGAGGAAUCGUGUGUUCUGAUGGAGAAAACAUGCCUCUGGACAGGUAGUUUUGUUGGGUUUAAAUAUAAACCUUUUUGGGUUUUAGAUCUGGUGGUGGAGAAUCCAUUAACAGAAGGGUGGAGCAGUAUAGAAAUCAGGGGGAGGAGAUGGGAAGGGUCAGUGAGGGGACUGACCUCCAUCGCAAGGAAUGAUUUGAUGGAGAAUUUGGGGGCUUUCUCUAUCCUUUCAUAGAAGUCUGACACAACAGAGUAGUUGGGUUGAACACUGGGCAAAAUUCAGAAUAACUGUCUGGGUUGGAAGGAAUUGGUAGUCAAAAGUUGCAGCAACAUGGCAUGCUCCUAACUGCUUUCAUACUUUUGGUUCUCAAAUGCAGCCAGCAACAGUCCCUGAGGCUGCACUGAGGAACACUUAUCCUGUGCCCAGCCCUGCAUUUCUCUGGAGAGCUGUGUGAGCUGUGUGGCCACAGGAGUCAUAGUGGUGGGAGAGGCUGUGAAGACCCAGAAAGGGCUAAUGCAAGUGUUUUCCACGUUUUCCCCAUGCCCACCAGCAAGAUGCAGUAUAAAUGGUAUGAUUUGUGUUCUUCAGAAGCCAAGUUUUAACUCAUUGUGUGUGGAGGUUGUAGACUAUUGAAACAAGUUACUUUAUCUCAUCCUCUCCUUUCUUGAGUGUGUGUAUAUAUUUAUUUUUAAAUAACUUGGUCAGUAAAAGUAAGGUCAGCUUGUAUCAAACGCCUUUCAAUUUCUGCUCCAGAUGCAUUAACAUCAUAACACAAUGUUCACUUUAAAACAUUCCUGAAGAAAGUUAAGGCCCACUCAAAAUACUAAUUUGUUUUUCCUUUUUAAAUUAAAUUGUUAGGCUUAAUCCAUUCUGCACAAAUACCAAAAAUGUUGUAGCAGGAAUUAUGCUUUAGGAAACAUGCAUUUUUAAGCAAACAAAGAACGUUGCAUUAGGAACCACAACUUUGUAUUGGCCACAGUGCCAUUAAUGCUUCUGCUAAAUACUGUAUCCAGUGUGCCUUCAUCUAUAAACUUAGCUUAAUUCAUACCUUUGUUGUUGUUGUUAAAAACAAACUUAAAGAAUGAUUCUCUUGUAAAACAACUACAGGAAUCAUAAACCUGCUUUCCUCAAAGCUGCAGAGUUCCCAGAGCUAUUCCCCCCUCCCACACAAACAUAUGCUGUGGGUUCAGAUCUUUGUUGGAUCAGUGGUAAGUUCGUGUGCCAUGAGAACAUAAGCAUGAUCUGGCUAAGUAUUUCUGACUUGAACAAAUAAGAAACAUUUGACCAAUUCUCAAUGUAUAAGUUCCUAGCGAGUGGAAGUUGCUUAUUAAAUUGUUCCCUAGAUGAUGGUUUGAUAUCUUUGUUGCUAAUGGUAUUUUAGGUAUGUUUUGAAAGUUGAAUAUAGUUUACAUUUGUGAUCUGCUUCUAAUUCUACUAGUUUGAUCCUUCCACCUCCUUGGAAGGAGAACUCAUUCCUCUUACAUAAAAUCAGGCUUGCUCUUAAUAUGAAACUUGCACAGAAGUUGAAACUAAUAGUUUCUGGCUCUGUGAAUUUGUGAUACUGUGUGUGUGUCACAUGACCAAGCAUUUUUAUCAGCACUUUAGGAGAUACUGUAGCAAGCCUUGUAUCUUGAUUCAGUAUAAUCUCUAGAACUGUUGCUUUCUUGCAGAAUGUCAGGUCAUACCUGGACUGAAAGGGUCAGAGGGCUAGCUGUUAAGGUGCAAACACAACGGUAGAUUCUGAUGCUAGCCUUCUGGUUUGGGUUAUGGUGCGAUUGAAGAAGGUUCUCAGUCCUCACAUGUACUUCCACAUGCCUUUUUCCUUCACAUACAGAAGGUGUGCUGGCAGCUUCUUUGUGAAAUAAGGAUGAGGAUAUUCCCAACAGUCUUGUCUGCACUGAAAAUCAGAGGAAACCAGAUAUAACUUGUCAUGUAUGGCUCAAAGUUCACUGAAAAUAAAGAAUAAAUUCAGUGUGGCACUGCUAAGAUACUGCCUCUCUUUGAAGGCAGACAGUGUGCUGAUAAGUAAGGAUUAUUUUGGAAAAAAAAUUCCUUAGCAUUACUUCCAGCAGUGUUAAACAGGUUCAGUACUUAACACAGUGGAUAUGGAGCAUGAAACUGCCAUGCUGCAAACAGGUUCUUGGCUUGUGUUUUUAAUUUUCUUAACCGAAAUGGUACUGCAGUAUGAAACAGAAUUUACCUUGGCAAAUCUGCUGAGAUGCACAUCCAGAUUCUCUGUCCUGUGGUUCAGCUUUUCAUAUUAACUGAGUAAAUUGCUGAGAAAUUAAAGCAAAAUGUGAACAGUCUAAUUGUAGAGGUUUGUUUAUUUGGGGAGGAGAAAAAAGGUUAUUCUUGUUUCAUGUGUAAGAGUACAUUUUCAACUGUGUCCUUUUAGGUAAACAGUCUUAGCAGUCUGUGAUGCAUCAGGUACAGGUACUGUUCAAGCAUCUGGUUUUGUGCUGUCGGGCUGUGUUUGCUUGUAUGAUGCUAAUUUUCCUUGCUUGGUCUCUAGUGGGCAAACAGAAGUGCGCACACAUGCCAAGGAGCUUGACAGAAAGAGAGUCAAUGCGUGCGUGCGUUCUCUAUGCUGAAUUUAAAUGUUCCUUAGACAGUUAUGAUGAUCUUGAAAUCAUCAAGUUCUUGGGCAAAUUUCCUAUUCCUGUUUUAAGCCUCAAGUGAAACUAGUUUCGCCCCUCAAUAUAAUGAUAAUGGGCAGUAGUCAGCUGGACCUUCGGGAUGGUGGUAAUAAGAUGACAGCUACCUUAGUCUUUGUGAGCCAUUUAUGUGAUGUUUGAGAGACUUUUAAACAUUCCUCUAGAAGAAGGGAAAUGCGAUAGAGGUGAAUUAGUUUCCUAAUACCAGCUAUUGCUUAUCAUUGAUCCCUAACUAGAAUACUAGUCCCAUACUUCUGCAGCCAAGGAGAACCUAUUUUACAUCCCUUUUGGUCCUGAACUCCCCAAGGCAAGGGAGGGAACCUUAAAGCUUAGAAAUAAAAUGUAAAAAAGGGGGGAGAAAAGGCAAAUCAUUUUCUCUUGCACAGGCUACAAAUCAGCUGCAGAUGAGCCACACAUCAGGCGCUUGUCUCUGUAUGGAAACGCUUCUCCCUGUGGGUGGAUGGGUGAGCAAUUACAGAAUUUAUAUUAGGAAUCUGUUUCUAGAAAAUGUUAUUUAUUGCAAAUGAUAAUGUAUUGUAACUGGAACCAUUUCUGAGCCAAAAUUACUACAUUUAUGUAACUACUAAUAAAGUUUUGUCUUUCCUUCUUGGAA
Falco peregrinus (peregrine falcon) is the source of this 8218-nucleotide messenger RNA. RefSeq names its product KIAA0319 ortholog. The transcript is spliced from 21 exons. Gene Ontology annotation, biological process: negative regulation of dendrite development; neuron migration. NCBI's taxonomy places the organism in Eukaryota, Metazoa, Chordata, Aves, Falconiformes, Falconidae. The record is from RefSeq and is a predicted model, not a curated record. Gene Ontology annotation, cellular component: cytoplasmic vesicle; plasma membrane. The coding region runs from base 340 to 3576 and encodes 1078 amino acids.